Molecule: messenger RNA, 2645 nt
Organism: Xiphias gladius (swordfish)
Lineage: Eukaryota; Metazoa; Chordata; Actinopteri; Istiophoriformes; Xiphiidae
Gene: leng1
Product: leukocyte receptor cluster (LRC) member 1
Exons: 5
Coding region: 242-1078 (278 amino acids)
Source: RefSeq, a predicted model, not a curated record
UGACACUAUUUGCGUCUUGUUUUUUUUAAUAUUACGUUGUUUGAAAUUAUGAUUUUGCCGUGAGGGAGCAUGUUAAAAGCUCGUACUCGCAGCUUCGUCGUUAAGUGUUGUAUACGUUGGAAAGUAGCCAACGUUAGCUUAGUGGUAGCCAACUAACUAACGGCAACACUUAAAGCGUUGACGCUAGCCAGUCGAGCUAGCUGACCGCUAAUGUACAGCAUCAGCAGUCGUCCCGGCAACGAUGAACAUCCUCCCGAAGAAGAGCUGGCACGUUCGCAACAAAGACAACGUCGCGCGCGUGCGGAGGGACGAGGCCCAGGCAGCAGAAGAGGAGCGUGAGGCCAAGCGGCGCGUGGAGCGUGCCGAGCAAGAGGCACGUACAGAGUACCUAAGAAGCAAAGCCCGAGCUGCUCUCCAGUCAGCGGGAGGAAGCAGAGAUGAUGAUGAUGAUGAACGCAGUGGAGGAAGUGGAGCUCUGGAGCAUCUCAAUCUUUUUCCUCUGGAGGAGUCCUCAGAGAAGAAGGGGAAUGAAGAGUAUCUCAAAGAAAAGAAAGAUGAAAAGGAGAAGCAGGAGCGUGCCAUCGGCUUGCUGGUGUCUCUUGGACCCCAACCUGGGUCUGAAGUCACUCCAUGGUACCUGAAAAGCGGUCAAGAAAAAGAAGAAAGGAAAGAAAAAGAAAAGACAAAGGGAAUAAGUGAAGAGGAGAGAGAGAAGAAGGAUCGUAGAUUGAAGGAUAGUUUGGACCCAUUGAAAGAUAUGAAGAAAGCUCUAGCUAUAAAAGACAGAAAGGAACACAAGAGCAAGAAAAAGGAAAAAAGAGACAAAGGGGACAAGAGGAGCAGUGGAGAGAGCUCCAUAGAAAGGUUACGUGCUGAGCGUUUACAGAGGGAGGCUGAAGAAAGGAGGCGAGCCCAGGCCCUGCUUGGCCAGAGGAGUGGCAAAGGAAAGGACAAGGAGCCAGGUGGGGAGAUGAAUGAGAGGGAGAGGCCUUACAACAACGCCUUCUUCCCAGAACUCGCCCGAAAACGGCAAAAGCGGGAUCGAGACAGCUGGAGAGAUGAAAUAUUAAAAUCAUGAACUGUCUUUAUUAGCUGUUUUGAAAACUGUGAUCUGUGAUGGAUAGCCUGAGGACAAAUACUGUGACCAAUUUGUUUCCAAAUGUAAAAGCCCAGAGGAAAGAAGGUAACAUGGGAAGUGGGUAAAGAGCCACAUUAUGAAUAUACUUGUUACCUGGUCACACUACUGUCAAAAAGUGGAUACUACCAAACUGUAGUAUGGUUGCUAUUAAAUUUAUUAUUAUUAUUAUUAUUAUUAUUAUUAUUAUUAUUAUUAUAAAAUGUGACAAGAUUGUAAGGUGAGGGAACACCAGCACGCACUGAAUGAACAGUGUUCUCAGUCAGAUAAUCACACUGGAGAGAGCAGAGCUGAAACAAUAAGUUGAUUAAUCAGGAGAUCGACAGAAAAUGAAUCUGCAAAUAUGAUAAACUAAAUAAAUUUUUCAAACAAAAAUGCCAACAUUUACAUGGUUCCAUCUUCAUAUAUUAGAGGAUUUGUGGAUUUUCUACGUCUCAUGUAACAGUAACCAGAAUCUUUUUGGGUUUUGGUCUGUUGGUUGAAUAAAACAAUCUGCAUGUUAAUCAGUAAUUAUUAUUUGUAGCCAUAGGUGAAAUCAGUAUGUCUGCUGUGAAAGUUGAUGAUGAGGAUAAAAUAGUUGAAGACUCAUUUUUACCAUUUCUGUUAUUUCUAAAGGCUAUUGAAGUCCCUGGAUUCCUCAUGUGUAACCUCUAUAUAUUAUUAAAUCUAGUGUGACAUGAGUUGGACUAUUUCUCUAUUUUGUUAUUUGUUAUUGAGCCAUAUAAGCCUUUUUUGUAAAGAAAACAUUUGACAUGUCAAAGUAACAAGGGCACAGGUUUUAAAUAAUGAACUGAAUGAUGGUUGAAUUCCAUGUAGCCGCGUCAGCUUCAGGGUCCUGGCGUUGUGCAUGAUGCCUCACUGUCACGCUGUCAUGACUUGCUGGGACACUUGAACAGAGCAGAGCCAACGUUAAUGUCUUUAGUGACACCUGUGCUUUCCCUGCUAGGACAAGCCAAAAUGUCUGCUGGGAAAAUGGCCUACUGGGCCAUAUAGCAACAUCAAAGAAUUGACAUUCACUUGCUUUUUCCACUGCAAUAAUUUAUUGUACAAAUAUAUAAUGUGAAAAUACACUUAGCCUACAAAAAAUACUACUUUCACUAGUGAUACGAUGUUUGGUCUUGCUGGAACUGUUGGUUUAAGCUUGUGUUGCUGUUUAAUUUUUUGGUUAAACUAAGAUCUUUCUAUUGUUUUGUUAAAUGUUUUGUCCGUUACAUCACUGAGCCAAACUAGUCUCCCAAAUGGCAAUAAACAUGAAUCAACACUUACCCAAGUUACCAUAAACAAAAACUGAACAUUAUAACCUUCAGGAUGGAGGCUUUGUUGUUGGACUGUUGUACUAGACUGCAUUCGUUUUAGCUAGAUGUAAAUAAUAAACUCGCAACUGACUGUAAAUUACCUUUGACUUGUACACAACAGCUUGAUAUUUAUUUGCUUGUUUGUUUAUUGCUCAAAGUCCAGAAACUGCUCUUAUUAUAGUGCAGCUGCCACAGUUCACACCAUAUCUCAUUAA